Molecule: messenger RNA, 887 nt
Organism: Paramecium sonneborni
Lineage: Eukaryota; Ciliophora; Oligohymenophorea; Peniculida; Parameciidae
Source: the annotation of a GenBank genome assembly
AUGAAAAAUAUUAAUAAAACCUUCUUCUUAAUUAUUUAGUAAUUGUUCAAUCGAAUUUUCUUUAUUGUAAUUUAUGUAAUCCUAUUCGGCAAGAAAAAUAUAAUUUCAAGUUAUAAAAAAUUAAUAAUUGUAUUAAAAUAUUAUAAAUGGAUACUCCUUAAGAUUAUUCAAUCUUUAAAAGUAAUUAUUAUUUCAAUUUUAUAAGUUGUUUUAACAGGAGAUACAAAAGUUGGAAAAACUAAUAUACUUUAUAAGUAAUUUACAUAUAAUAUACUUAGAUUCACAAAAAAUAGUUUGCCCAAACAAUCAAUACCAACAAUAGGAGUUGAAUUCUGCACAAAAUUUAUAACAAGUUCAGAUAAUUAAUAAGUUAAACUCUAGAUUUGGGAUACGGCAGGUUAAGAUCGAUAUAAAUCAAUAAUUAUAAGGUAAAAUUAGAUGUUAUUUUAGUCAUUUUCGAAGAUCAUCUGGAGCUAUUAUAGUCUAUGAUAUCACUUAAGAAAAAACAUUUUAAAGUGUUAUUAAUUGGUUAAAAGAUAUAAGAGACUAGACAGAUAAAGAUGUAGUAAUUAUGCUGGUUGGUAAUAAAAAAGACAUAGUUGACUAAAAGGAAGAUGAAAGGUUUUUUCUUAUAAAUAUAAUAAAUAUUAGAAAGAUAUCUUAUGGAUAUGCUUCUGAUUUUGCUCAGCAAAAUGGUUUAUUAUUCGAAGAAAUAAGUGCAUAUACUGGUGAAAAUAUUGAAAAAAUUUUCAAUAUAUUAGCUUAAGGUAUUUUACUAUAUUUAUAGUAAGCAAUUAUAAAAAGAAAAAUACCUGAGUAAUAAUAAAAAUUAGACUGUGCAAAGGAAAAGUAGCAGAUUGAAUGAAUAUUAUAAGAAUAAUGGAGAU